AUGGCUCCGUCCCUGGAGGAUCCGACUGUGGUCUCCUCCUCGCCACGCUUCAUUGUCCCAAAGCAUGACGCUCACAAGAACAUCCACAACAAGUUCCAGUACACACCAGGACGGACUCCUGUCGAAAACCAUGAUGACUACCCUCACAAUGACUUCCUACCCACCUUCCCCGACAUCCAUUGGCCCCCUCUGCAAGAGACUCCCUACGAAGACAGGGGCCUCCACGGCGACCCGCAGUUUCGCCAUCUCCUCCAAGACGCAACCGACGUUUUCGAUUACACGCCCAAGAUCGGGACCGAAGUCCACGGCAUCAACCUAGCCAAAUUAAACGACCAGCAGAAAGACGAUCUGGCGCGCCUCGUCGCCGUCCGCGGCGUCGUGUUUUUCCGCAACCAAGAAGACUUCGACAUCGACGCACAACGAGAACUAGGUCGACACCUGGGCAAGCUACACAAGCACGCCACGACCGCCGUACCGCGGAAACAAGGACUGGAGGACGUCCACGUGGUCUACACGGGGGACAACUCCAGUGACCAGCGCGCACUUUUCACCCCGAGCUUCCUCUGGCACUCGGAUGUGACCUACGAGAUUCAGCCGCCGUCCUAUACCUCGCUGAAGCUGCUGACGGGACCUCCCCGCGGCGGCGGCGGCGACACCCUCUGGGCAUCGCAGUACGCCGCGUACGAUGCGUUGUCCAGCCACAUGCAGACGUAUCUCAAGGGCCUGACGGCGCUGCAUUCGGCGGACAUGCAGGCGUCUGACUCGCGCGCGCUGGGCCGGCCCGUCCGCCGCGAGCCCGUCACAACCGAGCAUCCCCUUAUCCGAACGAACCCGGUGACUGGCUGGAACAGUCUGUUCUUCAACCCGGGGUUUGUGACCAAGAUCGUCGGCAUUCCGAAGACCGAGAGCGAUGCUAUCAUCCGGUAUCUCACGGAGGUGGUAGCGACUACGCAGGAGGCGCAUGUGCGCUUUCAAUGGGGCAAGAAUGAUGUUGCGAUUUGGGAUAAUCGGACGACUAACCAUUCCGCUUCGUACGGCUUUGCGCCUCAUCGACGGCACGCUGUCCGCGUUGCGUGCCAUGCGGAGCGCCCAAUUCUCGAUCCUGCAGGGAAAUCUCAGGAGGAAGAACACAUUGCGACAUACAAUUUGCCGCCGGUCGACAAGGACGGGUCGCGGCAGUCGAACUACAACGACUGA
This is a messenger RNA of Aspergillus terreus NIH2624, 1197 nucleotides long. Its product is annotated as TauD/TfdA dioxygenase family protein. Lineage: Eukaryota; Fungi; Ascomycota; Eurotiomycetes; Eurotiales; Aspergillaceae. The coding region runs from base 1 to 1197 and encodes 398 amino acids. The transcript is spliced from 2 exons. The record is from RefSeq and is a predicted model, not a curated record. Gene Ontology annotation, cellular component: cytoplasm. Gene Ontology annotation, molecular function: 2-oxoglutarate-dependent dioxygenase activity.